CUCGUCUCGCGCAUGGUCCCCUUGACUCAAAAAUAAAUAAUGAAAGGAUGAACCUGAAUUUAAACUAAAAUCUUCUUCGCUUCCCUCAGAGCCUCCUUGUGCGACAACCUUUCCAACUUCCAACCCGUUUCUUGACGCUACUGCAAUAAGUAGACACAGACACCUCCUCUACCGUCUACCCUCUGAAGGGGGAGGGUGGACUAGCUUAUUGUAUGAUUUGGAUUGACACAAGUGGGAAAGCUUACCGUCUCUGUCUUGCUGUAUUGGGCGAACCGGAGGCUUUGAUCACCUUGAUCAUUCGACUUGUGGACUUCUAGAAGCCUGUCGUGUACCUCAGUUGUGCGCACUGCAUCGAAAGUAUAUUACCUCAUCUACAAUACCAAGAGUCCGGUCAAUAUUCACAUGCAGCUAGGAUACGCUCGAUUCACUCAAUCCAUGUAGCACAAUCAAUUCUUGCAUAACUCUUCAGUAGGCAAGGCAGGCACUAGCAAUUAUGGCUUUUUACGAUUCCUCUUCUGAUCAAGAUGUCGCCGAUGGCUUUCCGAUUAUUCUCGAACCUGAUGAUGAUUCACCUUUCGAAAUGCGAGGAGACGAUACGAGGCUAAACAACGAUACAAUGAAAGAGGUGCACCAAGUUAAAGAAAUCAAGAAAGUCAACGAAGUUCCCAAAAAUGCCAUGGUACCCAAGCAUCCAAUAAAUUCCAUGCAAGGUGCCUUUGCAGAGUCGAUGGAAGAGGCUAGCGACGCAACCCGAACAGCACCCAAAAUCGGCGACGCAGCCACCCGACGAAAGAUUUUAAUCGAACAAGAUGUGUCCGAAGAUACACAUUCUUUACGAUGGCAGAGGCAGCCAGAUCAAAAAUAUCAUGAAUUGUGGAAGUUGAUGGCACAAAUAUCCUUUGGAAUUUAUCUACUCCUCAAUGGAAUCGCCAGAGAUGAAGAGCAAGUUAUGUCGAUCUUGCAGGGACAUGUAAAUGAAGUAGAUGGAUUCUUAGAGAUGACGUUGGAGGAUUUCGAUUUGGCACAAAGCGAUAUCGAGGAGAGAUUAAAGCAUUUGAAACUUCCAUUACAGAACAUGAGCAUUUUCGAUGCUAUGUUGGAAGACCGAGCUUUUAGGUCGCAAAUCGUCAGUGGCAAUGAACGCAUCGAGCAUGUUAUCACACGUACGGCGGCUUCCAUGAAGGACACUCUUCUCGAUGCGCAACAGGGAAUGGAUGCUUGUAAGGAAUUCACCAUUUACUUGGCAGGGCAGAAGGACAAUAUGACAUGGCGACAACAACGACCGAAUAUGGAAAGAGUCUUUGAGGCGAUGUGUGGAAAUGUGGAAGGUUGGCACAAGGCUUACGUCUCAUUGCAGACCAAAGGUCAUCAUCUUGGGGUCGCCCUUGUUCAAUUGGGGACCAUUGUGGCAGAGAUGGAUCGGAGGGCUGGUCGUGUAAGUCGAGAGUCGAGGGUAAGCUCAUGAAAUCUGUUUAUUUUAUUGUUGGUUAACAAUAUGUAGUUGAGUGUUUCGUCUUCAGUACAAGCCCAAAGUCCUACUGUAUCUCGCAACCUUCGAGCAUCCAUGAUAAAAGAACUUCCCAGCAAUCCAAGCCCUAUAACCCCAGCAAUUUCGGCUACAUUACCAGCAUUUUCCUUAGUACAAGACCGAGAACGAACACCCGAACCAGAAUCUGAGCCAGAAUCAGAACCGGAAUCAGAACCGGAAUCUGAGCAGGAACCCGAGCCAGAGCCAGAAUCAGAAUCAGAAUCUGAGAGUGAAGCUGAACCAGAACAGGAGCCGUUAUAUACUCUCAAACCCAUCACAUAUUCACCUCUCCUUCUUCCUACUACAUAUUCUCCAAUUCUUGCACCAACGACUUACUCCCCAAGCCUCGCCCCAAGCCUCGCCCCGACCCUCGCCCCAACGACUUAUUCCCCAAUGCUCCUCCCGACUACCUACUCUCCAAUUCCCUCCCCGAGACCUUCGCCGAAGUUCUCACCCGAGUCUUCACCCAAAGCUUCCCCACAAACCUCUCCAAAAGCUUCUACAACAAAAGAAGUUCAGCAAGAUACUUUUCUUAAACCUGUCCCGGAAAGCAAGAGAAAACCAUCAAUUCGGAAUCGCUUUUCUCUAAAGCGUAAGGAUUCUGACACGGAAAAUUCGAGAUCUCCUCCAAACUUACUGUCCGCCCCGAAGAUUACUUCAGUUGUGGAAUCGGUGGCAGAUUCAUCCUCGCACUUGAAGCCCAGUUCAGUAGCUCGUCCUCGGGAUCGAUCGGACCAGCGACGUGUUGAACCCUUGGAUUUAUCGGCUGAUAGGGCGGAGCGUCAAAGAGAAAAGAAAAUUAGAGAAGAGCGCAGCCGAGAACGUCUUAGGGAAGAACAUCAUAAAGAAGAACGUAGUAAAGAGCCAAAUAGAGAAGAGCGGAGAAAUAAAGAUGGAAGGAGCAGAGACCGUAAUAAUGAAGAACGCAAAAGGGAAGAGCGUAAAGGAUCAGGACCUUUGAGUAUUCCACGCCGGCCGGAACUAGCGACGGAUACACCCUCUUCCCGUGGAAUCGAUUCUGCAUAUUGUUCCGAAUCGGAUCCUCCCAUUGCCAUUCGUUCAAUACAAGAAACCCUUCCGUCACCAUCAUUUCAAUCUACUAUUUCGGCUGUUUCAGCACCAACUUUUAGUAACGAACUUGAGAUCCCACCCAUGUUAACAAGAGAUUUUAUCCCGUCACCUCAUUCGGAAAAACAAUUCUUUCGUCCGGUUAACGCAUCCCCACAUUCACCACUGCAAAGACCUUGGACUGCAGCACCGGUGCAUCAUCACGGACCUGUACCGAGCUCGCUAUCAAGAUCCGUGGCACCAAGUCGUAUGGGAAUGAGUGUUAUGAGUGAUAUGACCACCGUAACAAUGGAAGAUGGAAAGAAAGUGAAAAAGAAGAGAAGCGCAUUUGGAUGGCUGAAGAAGGCAUUCAGCCUAAGCGAAGAAGAGAGAGCAGAAUAUGAAGAAAGGAAAAGGAGACAAGAUCCUGAUCCAUAUUAUGAAAGAAGACCACCGAGACAAUUUUUGGAUGGAAAGAGAUUACCACAGCCUCAACCGGAUUACAGAGAGCGAGCUUGAUGAGCAUAGCGAGCGUGCAUUUUUCUUCGCAAUGUUGUAAAACGAUACCCAUUCUGCAUAUGUACUUUUUUUUUUGAAUUUCUUUUUUGUUUUAUCGAUUUGGUUUUUUUUGCAUAUCUGAUAUUGAGAUGGGAGAAUGCAUAGGGAGCGAGGAUUUACUGGCUGGAGUUAGCGUCGCAAUGGUGUUUUUGGUCAGGACCACAUAUAUUGAGCUUAUAAGAGAGGUGAAAUAUGGAUGGGAGGCUUAUUGAUUGAUUUUCUGGAUUUAUUUAUUCUAAGAAAUGCCUCGAAGUGGGACGAGGAGGCAAGGGGACAAAGGAGUAAAAAGGGAGUUUGGUACCUGAGAAUAAGAGGACAGACAAGAUAGUCUCGAUACUUACUUUUUAAAAUAUAAAAGCGUAGCCCUGAAAUCUUAAAGUAAAUAUUAAUAAUA
Molecule: messenger RNA, 3527 nt
Organism: Sclerotinia trifoliorum
Lineage: Eukaryota; Fungi; Ascomycota; Leotiomycetes; Helotiales; Sclerotiniaceae
Source: the annotation of a GenBank genome assembly